Podarcis lilfordi (Lilford's wall lizard) is the source of this 981-nucleotide messenger RNA. Lineage: Eukaryota; Metazoa; Chordata; Lepidosauria; Squamata; Lacertidae. The record is from the annotation of a GenBank genome assembly.
AUGGCUUCAAAAGUCUCCUGUUUGUAUGUCUUGACGGUCGUUUGCUGGGCAAGUGCUCUGUGGUACUUAAGUAUAACACGACCCACUUCGUCCUACACAGUCCACAAAAGUUUCCGCACCAUCUCAAUAGCUAGAAAGAAUGUCUCCUUCGGCAAUAUAAGGACUCGGCCAAUCAAUCCUCACUCAUUUGAUUUCCUCAUAAACGAGCCGGAGAAAUGCGAAAAGAAUGCCCCCUUCCUGGUCAUUCUCAUCAGCACCACACACAAAGAAUUUGAUGCCAGGCAAGCCAUUCGGGAGACGUGGGGAGACGAGAACAACUUCAAAGGUAUUAAGAUUUCCACUCUCUUUCUCCUGGGGAAAAACACAGACCCUGUGUUAAAUCAGAUGGUGGAGCAGGAAAGUCAAAUCUUCCAUGACAUCAUCGUGGAGGAUUUCAUCGACUCCUAUCACAACCUGACUCUGAAGACGUUGAUGGGAAUGAGGUGGGUGGCGACGUUUUGUUCGAAAGCCAAGUACAUCAUGAAAACGGACAGCGACAUCUUCGUGAAUAUGGACAACCUCAUUUACAAAUUGCUAAAACCCAAUACCAAGCCGAGGCGGAGGUACUUCACUGGCUACGUCAUCAACGGAGGCCCAAUAAGAGAUGUCCGUAGCAAGUGGUACAUGCCUAGGGACUUGUACCCUGACAGUAACUACCCGCCAUUUUGCUCCGGCACUGGCUACAUCUUUUCAGCGGAUGUAGCAGAGAUGAUUUACAAAACCUCCCUCCACACAAGACUUCUUCAUCUUGAAGAUGUGUACGUGGGACUUUGCCUGCGGAAGCUGGGCAUCCACCCUUUUCAAAACAGUGGCUUUAAUCACUGGAAGAUGGCCUACAGCCUAUGUAGAUACCGGCGCGUUAUCACAGUGCAUCAGAUAUCACCUGAGGAAAUGCACAGGAUUUGGAAUGACAUGUCAAGCAAGAAGCACCUCAGGUGUUAG